This is a messenger RNA of Humulus lupulus (European hop), 2811 nucleotides long. Its product is annotated as protein ALTERED PHOSPHATE STARVATION RESPONSE 1-like. The transcript has 4 exons. The record is from RefSeq and is a predicted model, not a curated record. The coding region runs from base 482 to 2719 and encodes 745 amino acids. NCBI's taxonomy places the organism in Eukaryota, Viridiplantae, Streptophyta, Magnoliopsida, Rosales, Cannabaceae.
AUUAUUUCUCUUUCUCAUUGAGAAAUAAAGGACAAGUAUUUGAACAGAACAAAGCCAAUGCUUUUUGUGAUUCAAUAGGAUAACAGUGGGUUUGGCAUAUAUAUUGUCUCAUCUUCAAAGAGAAAAUAUCCUCUUUUUCUUUUCUUUCUUUUCCCAGAAAAUAUCUGCCAAAAAAAUUAAAACCCAUCUCCAUUUUCAACCAAAGAUGGGAACUUUGGUAGUAUCAGUUACGUAAUUAUAAAUGCAUCAUACCAAAUGAUUCUUCUUUCACAGCUUUUUGCAUAAUAAUCACUUUUUGUUUUUAUCCGAUUCAUUAAAGGCAUCCACUGCUAUGCUAAGGCAUUUUAAGCAUGAGCAUUCUGUCUUAAUCUUUGUUUUUUGCUCACUUUAUCUCCUUAAGCAAGGACCUUUUUUCUGUUCAUGUCUGAGUUAAAGUACUAGUCUUGAAUUUAAGAGUGAGACUUGAAAAAAGUGAGAGAAGAUGGGUUGUGCUACUUCUAAGAAGGAUGAAGAAGAAGACAACGACGUCGUUUUGCUCUGUAAGGAGAGAAAACGUCUGCUGAAAAUGGCUGUAGAGAGCAGGUCUGAGCUUGCGGAAGCACAAUGCAAGUACAAUAAUUCGCUUUAUGCAGUAGCAGCCGCUAUAAGAUUGUUUGUUUCUCGGUAUUCUUCUCCAUCUUCACCACUUCUCAUUACCUUCCCCUCUACUACUACUAAUGCUACAAGUUCUGAGACCUUUGUUUCCAAAUCCAUGUUCCUUCAACAGACACCAUCCCAACCCACCUAUAAAACGAUUCCUUGUUUAUCUGAAUCUUCUAAGGUAGAUAGAGAAGAAAAAGAACAAGGAAGCCCAGAAGAAGAAGGAGAUGAUGAUGGUGAUGGUACUGAAUCUACUGAUACUGAUGAUGAUGAAGAAAGUGGAAGCCAAGAAAGUUUGGUCUGUGACCACUUUUACGGUGAAACGGCCCCACCAAUGCCCGAACCACAGAGAGCUUUUCAGUGGGAUUUCUUCAAUCCAUUUGAUGGGGUGAGAACUGAGGAAAUGGCAAAUGGGUUUGGUCAGAAUUUGGAUGAGGAUUUGAGAGCGGUGAGGGAGCAAGAGGGGAUACCAGAUUUGGAGGAGGUUGGUGAAAAAGUAACAAGUGUUGGAAAAACUGUGGAUGUGAAUAAUGGGGUUGUUUGUAACAAUGAAGCUGCUGGUGGUGAUGGUAAUGGUGGUGGAUGUGAGGCAGUGGCCAAAGGGGAAGAAUGUUUAGUGAGCCAGGAAGAGCAAAAGUGUUUGAGAGUGAUUGACACACCCAAUGACGGGAGAGAUUUGUUGGAGGCAUUGAAGGAUGUUGUGGACCUUUUCAUUAGGGCCUAUGAUUCUGGUUUGGAUGUUUCUAGGAUGCUAGAGACCAAUAUGGUUCAAGUUCAAUCUGCCUUAGAGGAAAUUAAAGAGAACUCGAAUAAGCUCAUUCGAUCUAUUACACGAAGCCGAUCAACCUCAUCCACCUUAUCUUGGUCUCCUUCAUGUAAGAGUAUGCUUACAUCUAGCUCCAAAAGUUCUUCAACAUGGACAGAAUUUAAGAGUGAAAUGUUUGACGAGUAUGGAGGAAUGGAAGCUGGGAGUCACUCUCUGACACUAGGAAGGUUAUAUGCUUGGGAGAAGAAACUCUACCAGGAAGUGAAGUCUUCUGAGGAAAUGAGGAAAAGUUACGAGCAAAAGUGCUCUCAAUUAAGAAAUCAAAUUGCGAAAGGAGAUGACGGCCUCAGGCAUGAUGACAAAACUGCAGCUGAAGUUGAUUCUUUAUAUUCUCAGAUCUGUGUUGCCGUAAGUAGAGCUGAAUCAAUAUCUGAAACAAUUCACAAGCUACGGGAUCAAGAGUUACAGCCACAACUCGUUGAGCUGCUACAAGGCUUAACAAGGAACUGGAAGACAAUGCAGGAAAUGCAUGACACCCAAAACCGAAUCAUGUAUGAAGUAAAAUCAUUUCACUGUCCAUCCUAUGGAAAAUUUAGCAAUGACUCGCACCGUCUUGCCACUCUUCAGCUAGAUGCAGAACUCCAAAAUUGGCAUACUUGCUUUGCUACAUAUGUUUCUUCACAGAAAGCAUAUGUUGAAGCACUUAAUGGUUGGUUAUCCAAGUUCAUUACACCUGAAACUCAACUGUACUCCAACGGCAGGCCCUUACUUUCAAUUAGUAGAAUCAAUGUGCCGCCAUUAAUUGUAAUGUGUCAUGACUGGUUGGAUUACCUGAAUAAGCUGCCAGAUAAGGGAGUGACUUAUGCCAUGAAAGGCUUUCGAAAGGAUGUCCAAGCUUUGUUGGUUAAACAAGGAGAGGAGCAGCAGCGAAAGAGGAAAGUUGAGGGGCUUGCCAAAGAACUUGACAGAAAAGUUCUGGCGUUCCAAAAGGCAGAGAAAAGAGUGCUUGAGUCGAAGCUUUCAGAGCAGGAGGCAGAGAUGCAUGUUAGGAGUAGGAUUGAGUACUUAACCGAGAAGAAGGAACAGUUGGAUAUGUUUCAAAAGAGAAUAGACACGGAGAAGGUGAAGCAUCAAACUAACAUGCACGAGACACAAAGAACAGCUGUGAAUGGAUUUCAGACUGGAUUUUCUUCACUUUUUGAGUCCUUAGCUGAGUUCUCACAGGCUGCAGUAAAAAUGUACGUUGAGCUUGUGACAUUCAGCGAAAGUUCGAUGGCAAAGGAAAAUGGUAGUAAUGCUUCACUAAAAGAAUGAACUUUAGCAUUUCAUUUUUAGCCAGUGGAUAUAUAAACUUGAAAAGAGUUUUGACUUUUGAAUUGUAAAGUUGUUUUAGCUAAGUUCUUGGA